Molecule: messenger RNA, 577 nt
Organism: Ceratotherium simum simum (southern white rhinoceros)
Lineage: Eukaryota; Metazoa; Chordata; Mammalia; Perissodactyla; Rhinocerotidae
Gene: CFAP97D1
Product: CFAP97 domain containing 1
Biological process (GO): sperm axoneme assembly
Source: RefSeq, a predicted model, not a curated record
GGGACAGCUGAGUACCUCACAGAGGAGCCUGGGUGCCUCAUUUCUGAAGUGAGACUAGGAAGAGAAGAUGAACAGUUCCCUGGAUUAUCUAGCCUACCCUGUAAUUGUCUCUAAUCACAGGCAGAGCACAACCUUCAGGAAGAAACUCGACUUUGGCCACUACAUAUUUCACAAAAAUCGAAUACAAAUAGUGAAGCCUACUGUUGAUACCAAACCUCCAGUGGCACACACACAUCACAUCUUAAAAUUGAGCAAACUACAGAGUGAACAAAAGAGAAUCGACAAAAUCGAAUAUGAAAACAAGCAACUGUGUCAGAAAAUCGCAAAUGCUCAUCGCGGCCCGGCCAAGGUGGAUUGCUGGAACGAAUAUUUUUCUAAGAGUUUAAACAGAGAAACAAGGAACCGGGAGCUAGUGAGAAUCACCGUGGAAAACCAGGGCAUUCUGAAGAGGCUUGAUGAUCGCAAACCCCACUAUGACCGCAAGUCAUCCGAGACAGACUGGCAGAAUUCAAGGCGCUAUAUCAGAAAUACAACAAAAUAUCUUCUCUCCCAAGAUAAAUAGGUAUGUCUUAACACG